Parascedosporium putredinis is the source of this 306-nucleotide messenger RNA. The record is from the annotation of a GenBank genome assembly. NCBI's taxonomy places the organism in Eukaryota, Fungi, Ascomycota, Sordariomycetes, Microascales, Microascaceae.
AUGGCUCUGCGCAUGAAAGUUCGUGGCCUGCAAGGUAUUGUUGCUGUUGGGAGAAUUCGAGAUGUGGAAGAACUUAAGAGUACUGGUCUACCGGUACCCCUCGAGGUGGACGGCACCAUUAUCAACCCGGGAGACCUUGUGUUCUGCGACCCUUCUAACGGGGUGGUUGUUAUCCCUCAAGAGAGGGUCGACGAGGUUGCCACCUUGCUGCCUGAGCUUACCGCCGCCGAUGAGAGGGUGAAAGAGGCUGUGGCCGGCGGCAUGACAGUGCAUGAGGCCUUCAAGACUCACCGUGGAAAGCUGUAG